AUGGCGUCCCAAACAACCCCGGCGGAGGGAAAGCAGUCUCCUAUCCAUAUCGAGGAUGGAUCCAAGCUCGAUAGUGAGAGCAACGAGGCAUUUACCCCAAAAGAAGCUGCCUCCUUGCGGCGUCGAAUUGAUCUGCGACUUAUUCCGGCGUUGGGUUUCAUGUAUGGAAUAUCACUUAUGGAUCGAAAGAACGUCUCGAAUGCGGCCAUCGCCGGCAUGAGGACAGACCUUUCCUUGCUAGAGGGAUAUCGGUACAGUCUCAUAACUCUAUGUUUCUUUAUCACAUACGUCGUUUUCCAAUCUCCGAUGACAGUGAUAUGCCGCAAGGUCGGGCCUCGCAUAUUCUUACCAGGCAUCUGUUUUCUAUGGGGCGCUCUCGUUAUCGGGCUUGGAUUUGCGAAAAAUUGGACCACAGUGGUGGGCCUGAGACUUGUGCUUGGAAUUCUGGAAGCUGGCUAUUUCCCCGGCUGUGUUUACCUCUUGUCGACGUGGUACACCCGGUUCGAGGUUGCACGGCGAUACUCGGUAUUUUACUUGAUCGGUAGUCUUGCGUCCGCCUUGUCGGGAAUCCUUGCAUAUGGCUUAAUGCAAAUGGAGGGUGUUCAAGGUAUUCGCGGAUGGAGAUGGAUUUUCAUUAUGGAAGGUGUUAUAACCUGCGCAAUUGCAAUUUUCGCAUAUGCCUUCAUCGUCCGGUUCCCCGACCAGGAACGAGACAAACCCUCCUUCCGGUUUCUACAGCCUCACGAAUGCCAGUACAUCAUUGAUCGUCUGGAGGAAGAUAGACGAGAUGUGGUAGCUGAAAAAUUUACCCUUAAACGAUUUUUGAAGCCGGCUGGAGAUUUCGAGAUAUGGGUGUUUGCAUUCAUGUUCUUCUGUCUCACCACUGUCACUUAUGCGUUUGCAUUCUUCCUACCCAUCAUUCUACGAGAUAAUCUGGGUUUCAGCCUUGCUGCGUCCCAAUGUCUCAUUGCGCCCCCGUACGUCUUCUCGGCAAUUCUGAUGUUCGUAACAUCAUGGAUUAGUGAUCGCUACCGGAUGCGCGCGCCCAUUAUACUCCUGAACUGCAUCAUCUUAAUUGUUGGACUCCCUAUCAUGGGAUUCCAUUCAAACAAUGCAGUGCGAUAUUUUGGGGUGUUCAUUGCUGUUGCUGGUGCCAAUGCCAAUGUUCCUGCUAUAAUGGCAUAUCAGGCAAACAACAUUCGUGGCCAGUGGAAGCGUGCUUUCUGCUCAGCGACCCUGACUGGUUUUGGAGGCAUUGGUGGAAUCUCUGGGAGUCUUGUGUUCCGAAGCCAGGAUCGGCCGGACUACAUGCCCGGUAUGGUGGCAUGUAUUGUCUGCGCGGUGGCCAUUAUGAUCUGUGCUACACUUCUCACCCUGUACUUCAGGGCUACAAACAAGAAGGCUGAUCGGGGCGAGAAGAUUAUUGGUGAAGAUCCUGACUUCAGGUAUACGCUGUAGAAAGUUGUGUACUCGCACAAUUUCGUACGUUUUACGAAGAUGAAAAUGAUUCCUCGAUAAUCGAAAUAAUGAAAUUUAAC
Coccidioides posadasii C735 delta SOWgp is the source of this 1538-nucleotide messenger RNA. RefSeq lists its product as uncharacterized. The record is from RefSeq and is a predicted model, not a curated record. Gene Ontology annotation, molecular function: transmembrane transporter activity. Gene Ontology annotation, biological process: transmembrane transport. Gene Ontology annotation, cellular component: membrane. Lineage: Eukaryota; Fungi; Ascomycota; Eurotiomycetes; Onygenales; Onygenaceae.